This is a messenger RNA of Zea mays, 2537 nucleotides long. Its product is annotated as putative cytochrome P450 superfamily protein. The record is from RefSeq and is a predicted model, not a curated record. Bases 255 to 2195 code for a protein of 646 amino acids. Gene Ontology annotation, molecular function: oxidoreductase activity, acting on paired donors, with incorporation or reduction of molecular oxygen; monooxygenase activity; heme binding. The transcript is spliced from 2 exons. Lineage: Eukaryota; Viridiplantae; Streptophyta; Magnoliopsida; Poales; Poaceae.
GGGCAUGCUGCGCGCGUACGUACGUGUGUGUUGGAUGGCCUGCGCGGCGACGGCGACGAUCGGCAGCAAAGCAAGCAGCUAAUAUAAUCGAUGACAACACCACCCCUCUCUCGUAGUAUAUAUUCAAUGUGCCCGUCGCGUCGCGUGCAUUCAAGGGUCUCCCCGCGCAAGUAGGUGAGGAAAGCCGAGGCUCCAGCUGCCCGUCGGGUUUGGAGCGGUCCGCUCGACCAACCAACGACCCCUGACGGCAAUUUAUGGGUGGGUUAGUUCCGGUCCGGUCCGGCUUCAGUCGACUCCACGCAGCAGCAGCCACUCUGCUAGGGGCAGCCGUCGGUCAGUGGAGUGUUGUGGGUAUUGAUUGCCGUCCGUCGACGGCUUCAAUCGCUGCCCGUUCCGGUGCGACUGCCCGACUGCUAUAUAGGCAUGCACAUAGCCUCGCGCUCUAUCGCAACCCUGCACUGCGUGCGCUCCAUGUGACUCUCACUUAUUUCUCCUGUCAGCGCAGCAGCAGCAGCAGCAGCCUACUACUACUACUACUGCUUUUACCGGCCGGUGGAUCGGAUCACCAAACCGGAACGACAGCGAUGGAGGCCGGGACGUGGGCGGCGGCGGCCGUGGCGGCCGUGGCGCUGUACGUGGCCUGGUUCUGGCGGAUGUCGCGCGGGCUCAGCGGGCCGCGGGUGUGGCCGCUGCUCGGCAGCCUGCCGGGGCUCGUGCAGCACGCCGAGGACAUGCACGAGUGGAUCGCCGCCAACCUGCGCCGCGCGGGGGGCACGUACCAGACCUGCAUCUUCGCCGUGCCCGGGGUGGCGCGCCGUGGCGGCCUGGUCACCGUCACGUGCGACCCCCGGAACCUGGAGCACGUCCUCAAGGCGCGCUUCGACAACUACCCCAAGGGCCCCUUCUGGCACGCCGUCUUCAGGGACCUGCUCGGGGACGGCAUCUUCAACUCCGACGGCGACACCUGGGUGGCGCAGCGCAAGACGGCCGCGCUCGAGUUCACCACGCGCACGCUCCGCACCGCCAUGUCGCGCUGGGUCUCCCGCUCCAUCCACGCCCGCCUGCUGCCCAUCCUCGCCGACGCGCACGUCGUCGACCUGCAGGACCUCCUGCUCCGCCUCACCUUCGACAACAUCUGCGGCCUCGCCUUCGGGAAGGACCCCGAGACGCUCGCCCGGGGCCUCCCCGACAACGCCUUCGCCUCCGCGUUCGACCGCGCCACGGAGGCCACCCUCAACCGCUUCAUCUUCCCCGAGUGCGUCUGGCGCUGCAAGAAGUGGCUGGGCCUCGGCAUGGAGACCACGCUGGCGCGCAGCGUCCGCCACGUCGACCGCUACCUCUCGGCCGUCAUCAAGGCGCGCAAGCUCGAGCUCUCCGCCGCCACGAGGAAGGACCUCCUCUCGGCCACGCCGCACGACGACCUCCUCUCGCGCUUCAUGCGCAAGGGGACCUACUCCGACGAGUCGCUGCAGCACGUGGCGCUCAACUUCAUCCUCGCCGGCCGCGACACCUCCUCGGUGGCGCUCUCCUGGUUCUUCUGGCUGGUCUCCACGCACCCCGCCGUGGAGCGCAACAUCGUGCGCGAGCUGUGCGCCGUCCUGGCCGGGUCCCGCGGCGUCGAGGACCCGGCACUGUGGCUCGCCGCGCCCUUGGACUUCGAGGAGCUCGACCGCCUCGUCUACCUCAAGGCGGCGCUCUCCGAGACGCUCCGCCUGUACCCCUCCGUGCCUGAGGACUCCAAGCACGUCGUCGCCGACGACGUCCUCCCGGACGGCACGUUCGUGCCAGCGGGCUCCUCGGUCACCUACUCCAUCUACUCGGCGGGGCGCAUGAAGACGGUGUGGGGGGAGGACUGCCUCCAGUUCCGCCCCGAACGCUGGCUGUCGGACGACGGCACCAGGUUCCAGCCCCACGACUCGUACAGGUUCGUGGCGUUCAACGCCGGCCCGCGGAUAUGCCUGGGCAAGGACCUCGCCUACCUGCAGAUGAAGAACAUCGCCGGGAGCGUGCUCCUCCGCCACCGCCUAACCGUCGCGCCGGGCCACCGCGUCGAGCAGAAGAUGUCGCUCACGCUCUUCAUGAAGCACGGGCUCCGCAUGGAGGUGCGCCCGCGCGACCUCAGCGUCGUCAUCGACGAGCUCCGCGGCGCCGGGGAGUACGACGCGGCGGCAAGAGCCACCGCGGCCUCCGCAUAGAGGUUCGUGCAGUGCAGGUCGGGAAGGAAACCAACGGACAGAUUGGAAACGUCAAAUGAAAAGUUAUGUAGAUAUUGACAGUAAGUAAUUAAAGAGUUUGGUGAGGUAUAUUACUCAAUUGGGAACAAAAAUGCAUGUGUAAAAAGUCCAUAUCAUUUUGAUUUGCAUUUGAAUGGGAGGACGAAGAAAAGCGGGCCGGAGAGCAAUAAUAACUCUCUCAUGUAACCUGACGGGGAGGCGCCAAAUUGGUUUCGGCAGCUUGUGUUAAUGGGCCGCCAAAACUGUUGUUGUUUGUAAAAACAAAACUCAAGCGAUCAUUCAUUCGAUCACUUUUAGCCUUUA